UCAUCUUGCUCGCAUCAAAUCUCUUGAAAGAUAUCUCUCCUCUCAGGGGUAUACCAACCUUCCACCAUCCUAUCCCUGACCAUCUCUCAAAAACCAACCAUACAUGCCUAAGCCCUCACCACUUCUCCGGACACAUCCAUGUCCGAAUCUCGUCGCGCCAGUCAGAUCAGCCAAAGCUCCCUCAUCAGCUACCGCAGCGUAGCAUCCAGCCCCAGUCCUGAAAAUGUCGAGUCGCCAGGACGACAGAACUCCCCGCAGACUCCACCGGAGGACUCAUCCCGCCCGCAAUCGCCGCCCGUUCAUCGUGUGCAUUUCGGCUCUGAUAUGAGGUUCGAGUAUGGCGAUACGGAGAGUACGGAAGAUGCAGAAGACACUGAAGAUGCAGAGGAGAGGGAUUAUGAGGAAGAAGAGGAGGAUGACGAAGGAGAGCCUGGCCCGGCGGUGGUAGAGGAUGCUGAAACUAGCCCUGGAACCCUGCUGGAGGGCCACGGGCACAGUCAAAUUCGAUCCCGUCAUAGAUCGUCUUCUACGCAGGGCUCUGGGUCAGUGGAUAUCACAGAGGCGAGUGGACGCCCUGGGAAUGCGAGUCAGCGCUCGCUCAGUUGGCAUACUGAAUUGCCCAAACGUGAGGGGUCUGGAGACAAGGGUCCCGGGCGGAGAGCUUCGCUCUUGGCAAGGGUAAAUGAUAUCAGACAUUCGGUGGUAGAUCGCACCAGACGGAUCGCGGCGAAGCUGGGACGGCCACCAGGAGAUGAUGAGGAUGGGAUGGUGAAGUCGACGACGGCGUUGGUCGGGUCGGAGACGCCGCGGUCGGAGACGCCUUCACAGGGCCUCAUGAAUGGAAGGAAGGAAGAUGAGAAGAAGAAGGAGGUCUAUGGACCGGAUAGACAUGGAGACGAAACAAAUGAUCACAAAAAUGGCAAUGGGCGUCCUCGGGGUCAUCGUCGAAAUCAGAGCUCAACCAGCUCCGAGGCACAUCGGUUGGUGCGCGAGAUGACAAACGAGCAGGCUCAGCGACAUACCGCGCAUCAUCGCGGUCACCCUCACAACCGACCUGAAGAACCUGAUCCGCUGGCAUUUCCCGGUGGAGGGGGUAUUCUAUCGCAUUUGCUUCGGCUGAAUGCAGCUGCGAAUGCACCGGAUACUCGACACAGUCUUUCAUCGACCGAACCAAACACUCCCGGGUUAUUACCGAGUAGCAAUCUGGGAACAGGGGCGACGACUCCACGGAAGGAAAAGCGGAAAUGGUAUCACAAGCAACAUCAGAAUACGUCCACUCCGACCCUCAUAGCCAUGGGUAACAGCACUAUCCCUUCCAUGAAUGUUAGCGGCGCCAGCACACCUGUAUCUAGCGAGGUCUUGACGGCCGCGUCUAAACGGCGCAGUAAGCAUUCCAGCGGUGCGAUGCGUCUGGAGGAUGAGAUCCAGGUGACAUUGCAGAUUGCGCAGAUCAUCGCGCGCCAGCGAUACAUCAUGCAGCUUUGCAAGGCAUUGAUGCGGUUCGGGGCGCCUACCCACCGACUCGAAGAGUACAUGCAUAUGACGGCCAAGGCGCUCGAUGUUGAGAGUCAGUAUCUAUAUGUCCCUGGAUGCAUGAUCAUGUCUUUCGACGACGCAGCAACCCGAACUGCUGAAGUGAAGCUCGUCCGGGUCGUGCAAGGAGUCGAUCUCGGGCGACUAGCCGACACGCACAACGUCUAUAAGAACGUGGUGCAUGACGUGUAUGGCAUUGAGGAGGCAAUUCACGAGCUGGAGGAGAUCAUGAACAAGAGUCCUCGGUUCAAUAAAUGGGUCAUCGUCUUGGUAUACGGUCUCGCCACCGCCAUGGUCGGUCCAUUUGCAUUCAACGCCCGCCCCAUCGACAUGCCAGUCAUCUUCUUCAACGGAUGCCUGUUAGGAGUCAUGCAGCACGUUAUUGCGCCGCGCUCGGUUCUUUACUCCAACGUCUUCGAGGUAUCAGCCUCUGUCCUGACCUCGUUCAUUGCCCGCGCCCUCGGCAGCAUUGUCACUUCCUGGCCCAACGGCACUCCCGAUCGGCUCUUCUGCUUCUCCGCCAUCGCCCAAUCCUCCAUCGCCCUGAUCCUCCCCGGAUACACCGUUCUCUGCAGUAGUCUGGAACUACAAAGCCAGCAGAUUGUGGCCGGAUCCAUUCGCAUGGUCUACGCCAUCAUCUACUCCCUCUUCCUCGGCUUCGGCAUCACCGUCGGCACAACGAUCUACGGACUCAUCGACCCCUCGGCCACCUCGAACACGGCGUGCCCAACCGCCGGUGCCUUCCCGGACCCCUACCUCCAACGCUUUCCUUUCGUCGCCGCCUUCUCCCUUUGUCUGAUGAUCGUGAACCAAGGGAAAUGGAAGCAAUCUCCUGUCAUGGUUAUUAUCGCUCUAGCAGGCUACAUCACCAAUUACUUCGUCACGAGACGUCUCGGCACGACAUCCCAAGUCGCCAAUACCGUCGGCGCAUUCACCAUCGGCGUCAUUGGUAACCUGUACAGUCGGCUCUGGCAUGGCCAUGCGGCUGCAGCCAUCCUGCCAGGCAUCUUCGUCCUCGUGCCGAGCGGGCUGGCGGCAACGGGGUCGCUGGUCACGGGCGUGGAGACGGCGGAUGAAACGAGGUCGAAUGCCACGUCGCAUGGCAGUGGGAGUCAGCAGGGACAGGGAACUGGCCCGACGCAUGAUAUGUCGGUGCAGAUAUUGGGGUAUGGCAUGGUGCAGGUGGCGAUUGGAAUCACGGUGGGGUUGUUUGUGGCGGCGUUGGUGGUUUAUCCGUUGGGGAAGAGAAGGUCGGGGUUAUUUAGUUUCUAG
Molecule: messenger RNA, 2805 nt
Organism: Aspergillus melleus
Lineage: Eukaryota; Fungi; Ascomycota; Eurotiomycetes; Eurotiales; Aspergillaceae
Product: threonine/serine exporter family protein
Exons: 1
Coding region: 139-2805 (888 amino acids)
Biological process (GO): transmembrane transport
Molecular function (GO): transmembrane transporter activity
Source: RefSeq, a predicted model, not a curated record